AUUAUAGUGUAGACCCUGUGUGUUUUGUGUAGUUAGUAGAUAACUAAAAUAUUUAAUAAGGUUCAUUUCAAAUGAUUUAAAUGCUAACAUUUAGCCUAGUAAUGCGAAUGAAUCUAUCGGGAGGAAUGACAGAAGUUGAAUGGCUUCCUAUAUAUAGGCCAUCAUAAAGUAAUGUACAUUUUACACAAAGAGUGAUACUUCUUCAAAUCAUUGCUGCGGUAACAAAGUGGCAGAUAUAAUUGCGACAGUUAUAGCUUAUGGGAGCUACAUUUGUUCAAGCCUAUCCAACCGGGCGAGACCUUGGAGGUGGGACGGGACCUGUGUGCGUGUCUGCCAGGAUGGGAGGAGCGCAGCGCACGCCCAGAGAGCGCGCUCGCUCCCUCCGAUGUAAACAUCAGUAGCAGGAGCGUCUGGGCUCGAGAGCGGAGAAGGAGGCUGCGGGGCGCAACUGGAGAAGGUCUCCUUGACGACAGGAGUACGACAACAACAACAACUUUGGUGCAAUCUGGCCCAGAGGAUAAGCCAGUGAAGAAACGUCAUAAAAUCACUUCCUGCUUUUGGUGAACGAGAGAGCUCAUUGGCUGGCACAGUGUGUGGGCGUGGACCGGACAGUCUGGGCCCGCAUGGCAUCCCCAGAGCUUCCAGGAGAGAGAGCCCCUGGCUCCGCCCAGCUGGACCAGGGCGCCCCGGGCAGAGAUGGCGUGGGCGUGGGUGGGUGUCGUGGCUGCGCAGCUAGCAGCGCCCAGCCCAACGGCGCCAAGCCGUGUCCCGCACACAAACCUGGCGGCGACGACAGCGGUCGGCCAGGCCGCCACGCGGCGAGUGGGCUCCGCAAGGCGCUGGGACGCCACCGGGACUACGUCAAGAUCUCCGUACCGGACGCCAAGGCGGGCCGGCCGCCCCCCAUGGAGUGGUGGAAGACCGGGAUGGCGUUCCUUUACGCCGUGUUCAACCUGGUGCUGACCACCGUGGUCAUCACCGUGGUGCACGAGCGCGUGCCGGCCAAGGAGAGCAGCCCGCCACUGCCGGAUAAGUUCUUCGACUACGUGGACCGGGUGAAGUGGGCGUUCACGGUGACGGAGGUGAACGGGAUGGUGUUGGUGGGCAUCUGGGGGGUGCAGCUGCUCUUCCACAGAUACAGGGCGAUCGCGGGCCGGCGUUUCCUGUUUCUGAUUGGCACGUUGUACCUGUACCGCUGUGUGACCAUGUACAUCACCACGCUGCCGGUACCGGGCAUGCACAUGACCUGCGCUCCCAAGCUGCAUGGAGACUCCCAGGCUAAGAUGCAGCGCGUCCUGCAGCUGAUCUCCGGUGGUGGCCUCUCCAUCACAGGGUCUCACCUCAUGUGUGGAGACUUCCUGUACAGUGGACACACCGUCAUGCUCACACUCACCUACCUGUUCAUCAAGGAGUACUCCCCACGGUCGUUCUGGUGGUACCACCUGCUGUGCUGGCUGCUGAGCGCUGUGGGCGUGGUCUGCAUCCUGGUGGCCCACGAGCACUACAGCGUGGACGUGGUGGUGGCCUACUUCAUCACCUCCAGACUUUUCUGGUGGUACCACACCAUGGCUAACGUCCAGGCCCUCAGGUGCUCUCCUAACAACUACCUCACCCACACCUGGUGGAACCCCGUGUUCAACUUCUUUGAGCGUAACGUCCAGACGCAGGUCCCGUGUUCCUACAGCUGGCCCGUCUCCUGGCCGCCCGCCUGCCUCAAGAACCCCUGCAAGAAGUACUCCAUGGUGCAGAGCACCCGGGAGGAGUGAUCUGUCAAACCAAACACACCCCCUGUGGUCACGACACGUUAGCCUGUUCAGUCAGACACGAGCCCUGUGAAAUCGGCUGGUCUAAAUACAUCUUGUUAGGUACAUGGUUUGUAAAAGGUGUUUAUUUUUUAUUUAGAUUUUUUUAGGUUUUCGGAAGGAAGGGUGGGUUUGUUUUGCUCCUGAGUUGAUGCUUGUGGGGCUGCUGUUCCUUUGAAAUCAUUGUACUGGGUAGACAUAAAUCAAGUGAACCCUAAGUGUUUGACAGUGUUUUUGAGCCCCAUGUUUUCAUCCUGGUAGGUUGACCUCACAGCUCUCUCUUCAGGCAUUCACCGUCAGUGUUGCUUCAACCUACUACAACAUUUUAUUUAGUCAGUGUUUUUUUGUGGUGACCAAAAAUGACGGUCCACCACGUUGAACAAGACACCAUAUCUGCCUCUGUUCAUGAUAGUGACUAUGGGACAAAUAAUAUUAUUAAUUUGUAUUACAAGUUUGUGAAGAAGUUGUGGUAUUGGAGAAGAUAGGCUAGUAUUUGAUAUUAUUUGAAAAAUCCAAAAAUAUUAGGUCCAAGUGACAAUUAUUUAUCGACAACCAUUCCUACAUUAACAAAUGAAGAAAAGUUGGCCUUUUGUUGCUUCAAUGUGUAUUUUUAUACUUGUGAAAAAUGGUACUCUUACAACAUGUUUUGACUUUCAGACGUUAUGCCAAGCGUUCGUACAGAGUUGCGUGUACAUGCAAAACCUAAAACAGCAUCACCAUUAAAAACGAGAAUGUUGUGUAAAUCUUAUGACCAAAUACAUCUCGGAGUCAAAGACGAAUCUGAUAUCCUAGUUGUUAGCAACUUCGUGACUAUUUUGUAGUCAUUGUUUUGAUAUUUUCAAACAGGUGCCUUAGAAAUAUAGUGUUACACGUUAACAAGUACGUUAGUUGACAAUGUCAGUUAUUAUAAUUGUUUUUAUAUCAUUUUUUAUGUUAAUGUUUAUUUUUUGUAUAGUUUAGGCUUUGUUCUUGGCAUUUUUGUAAUGUUUUUAACCGUUUGGCUGUAAUAAACCGUCCUACGUCAACCUUUCUCAUCUCCAUUACA
Hypomesus transpacificus is the source of this 2847-nucleotide messenger RNA. It is a transcript of the gene sgms2a, whose product is annotated as sphingomyelin synthase 2a. The transcript has 6 exons. Gene Ontology annotation, cellular component: endoplasmic reticulum membrane; Golgi membrane. Gene Ontology annotation, biological process: ceramide biosynthetic process; sphingomyelin biosynthetic process. The record is from RefSeq and is a predicted model, not a curated record. Gene Ontology annotation, molecular function: sphingomyelin synthase activity; ceramide cholinephosphotransferase activity. NCBI's taxonomy places the organism in Eukaryota, Metazoa, Chordata, Actinopteri, Osmeriformes, Osmeridae. Bases 624 to 1766 code for a protein of 380 amino acids.